Doryrhamphus excisus (bluestripe pipefish) is the source of this 5114-nucleotide messenger RNA. It is a transcript of the gene adamts3, whose product is annotated as ADAM metallopeptidase with thrombospondin type 1 motif, 3. Gene Ontology annotation, molecular function: metalloendopeptidase activity. Lineage: Eukaryota; Metazoa; Chordata; Actinopteri; Syngnathiformes; Syngnathidae. The record is from RefSeq and is a predicted model, not a curated record. Gene Ontology annotation, biological process: extracellular matrix organization; proteolysis. Gene Ontology annotation, cellular component: extracellular matrix.
CGGACCGAAGGAAACUUUCUAGAAAGUCCCAUCCAGCACUCAAAGUGACUGACAGUGUCGCAACUCGCCCCACUCCUCUUUUUUUCUGAUGAUUUCCCUUAAAUGACACGUUUGUUUUUCUUUCUUUAAGACAGAGGCAAAGUUUGCACGCCUUCUUUUCCGUUUGGGAUAAACUUUUUACCUUUGGAAUCAUCCGUUUGCCGCGACUCCCAAUGGCCGCGCUGUCAGUGGCCUUGCUGCUGCUGGGAUUUAUUGCGACUUCAGUUGUCAAGGCUGGUGAAGAUGAUCGAGAAGAUCAGCUGACACGCAGGCUGAAGGAAUACGGCCUGGUCACCCCCUUCAGCACCGACUCCCGCGGACGCUUCCUGUCGCACCUGCUGUCGGCCGCACACAAGCAGCGCAUCAGGAGGGAGGCACCCACGCCCACCCUGUCGGACCAGCAGCUGUUCUUCAACAUCACCGCCUUCGGGAAGGAGUUCCACCUGCGCCUGCGCCCUAACAGCCGCCUGGUGGCGCCGGGCGCCACGGUGGAGUGGCACGACGGCCAUGGUUUGCAGAACAGCAGUCAUUAUGAGGCGCCCGCCGACCGCUCUGAAGCGAGUGACGGGACGGAGCGGAUACAUCGAGAGCUGUUGAAUACAGACUGCACCUUCAUCGGCGACGUCACGGACGUCCCCGGCGCCUCGGUUGCCAUUAACAACUGCGACGGACUGGCCGGGAUGAUCCGCACAGACUCGGACGAGUACUUCAUCGAGCCUUUGGAGAGAGGCACCCAGGAGCUGGAGGACCAGGGCAGAGUCCAUGUGGUCUACCGCAGGUCAGCGGUGCUGCAGAGCCCAUCGGACAUCUCGGUGGACUACCAGAGCACAGCCCUCAGAGAAGCAGAACUGGAUGUUCCAGGGACUGUGGAGACGGUAGCGAGGCAGAUCAAUGACACGGUCCGGCUCCGCCGCGAUGCCGGGGAGAACGACUACAACAUCGAAAUCCUGCUGGGAGUUGACGAUUCCGUGGUUCGAUUUCACGGGAAGGAGCACGUGCAGAACUAUCUCCUCACGCUCAUGAAUAUUGUAAAUGAGAUUUACCACGACGAGUCACUGGGGGUCCACAUCAAUGUGGUCCUGGUGAGGAUGAUCAUGCUGGGGUAUGCCAAGUCCAUCAGCCUCAUCGAAAGAGGAAACCCAUCCCGUAGUUUGGAGAAUGUGUGCCGCUGGGCGUUCGGCCAGCAGAAGGGCGACCCCGAUCACGCCGAGCACCACGACCACGCCAUCUUCCUCACUCGGCAAGGCUUCGGCCCCACGGGCAUGCAAGGUUACGCUCCCGUCACCGGCAUGUGCCACCCGGUCCGGAGUUGCACCCUCAACCACGAAGACGGCUUCUCCUCAGCCUUUGUGGUGGCUCACGAAACAGGACACGUGCUGGGCAUGGAGCAUGACGGCCAAGGUAAUCGCUGCGGGGAUGAAACGGCGAUGGGAAGUGUGAUGGCUCCUCUGGUGCAGGCGGCCUUCCACCGCUACCACUGGUCCAUGUGCAGCGGACAGGAGCUCAAGAGAUACAUCCACACCUACGACUGUCUCCUGGACGACCCCUUCAAGCACGACUGGCCGCAGCUUCCAGAGCUGCCCGGCAUCAACUACUCCAUGGACGAGCAGUGCCGCUUCGACUUUGGAGUGGGCUACAAGAUCUGCACUUCUUUCCGCACAUUCGACCCGUGCAAACAGCUUUGGUGCAGUCAUCCAGACAACCCUUACUUCUGCAAGACCAAGAAGGGCCCGCCCCUGGACGGGACAGAAUGUGCACCAGGGAAAUGGUGCUACAAAGGCCACUGCAUGUGGAAAAAUCCUCACCAGGUCAAGCAAGAUGGCGGCUGGGGCUCCUGGAACAAAUACGGCUCCUGCUCACGCUCCUGCGGAACCGGAGUACGCUUCCGCACACGCCAGUGCAACAACCCGGUGCCUUCCAACGGCGGGCAGGACUGCGUGGGGCUGAACUACGAAUACCAGCUGUGCAACACCCACGACUGCCCCAAGCACUUUGAAGACUUCCGAGCUCAGCAGUGUCAGCUCCGCAACGCCCACUUUGAGUUCCAAAACGCCAAACACCACUGGCUGCCUUACGAGCAUCCAGACGCCAAUAAGAGAUGCCACUUGUACUGCCAGUCCAAGGAGACAGGGGACGUGUCGUACAUGAAACAACUGGUGCAUGAUGGGACGCGAUGCUCCUACAAGGACGCCUACAGUGUCUGCGUCCGUGGGGAGUGUGUGAAAGUUGGCUGCGACAAAGAAAUCGGCUCAAACAAAGUAGAGGACAAAUGCGGCGUCUGUGGCGGGGACAACUCCCACUGCCGCACCGUGAAAGGGACCUUCACUCGGACGCCCAAGAAAGCCGGCUACCUUAAGAUGUUUCUCAUUCCUCCUGGAGCUAGACAUGUGAUCAUCCAAGAACACGAGGCCUCCCCUCAAAUUCUUGCAAUCAAGAACCAGGCGACAGGCCACUACAUCCUCAACGGCAAAGGAGAGGAAGUGAAGUCCAGAAGCUUCAUCGACUUAGGCGUGGAGUGGCACUACAUCAUCGAGGAGGAAGUUGAGACCCUGCACACUGACGGACCUCUGCAUGACCCCGUGGUGGUUCUGAUUAUACCAAAGGACAAUGAGACGCGCUCCACCUUAAUGUACAAGUACAUCAUCCACGAAGACUCGGUGCCCGUCAACAAUAACAAUGUCAUCCAGGAGGACACGUAUGAGUGGGCCCUCAAGAACUGGUCUCCGUGCUCCAAGCCGUGCGCCGGAGGCUUCCAGUACACCAAGUACGGCUGCCGGAAGAAGGGCGACACCAAGAUGGUCCACCGAGGCUACUGCGACGUCGGCAAGAAGCCCAAACCCAUACGCAGGAUGUGCAACCUGCAGGACUGCGCGCAGCCUCAGUGGAUCUCAGAAGACUGGGAGCAUUGCACCAAGACCUGCGGCACCCUGGGCUUCCAGAUCCGGACGGUCCGCUGUGUGCAGUUCCUCCACGACGGAACCAACCGCUCCAUCCACAGCAAGUACUGCAGUGGGGAGAAGCCUGAGAGCAGGAGGCCGUGCAAUCGGGUGGCCUGCCCCUCCCAGUGGAGGACGGGGGCGUGGUCAGAAUGCUCCGUGACGUGUGGCGAAGGCAUGGAGAGACGUCUCGUCACAUGCCGAAUGGGAGACCACUGCUACGGAGACAAACCCGAAAACGUGCGAGUGUGCAGACCGGGACCGUGCCAUGAUGAACCUUGCCACGGAGAUAAGUCCAUCUUCUGUCAGAUGGAAGUUCUGGCCCGCUACUGCUCCAUCCCGGGAUACAACAAGCUGUGCUGCGAGUCCUGCGGAAAACCAGGCGGUGCUCUGUCGAUCUUCUCCGAGGGCCCCGAGACGGAGGGGCAUGUCCGCUUUGGGUCCGCCUCCCAGCUGCUGGAGACGCUGAUGGCCAAUGCCACUCAGGCUGGGAAACAAGGCGUGGCCAAGCAAGUUGUGGCCAAGACAGGCAUGGCUAAGCAAGGCGUGGCUAAGCAAGGCGUGGCUAAGCAAGGCGUGGCUAAGCAAGGCGUGGCUAAGCAAGGCGUGGCCAAACAAGGCGUGGCCAAACCAGGCGUGGCCAAGCCAGGCGGCAGUAGAUCAGGCAGUGCCGCGAGACGCGUCACCACGCCCGCCCCGCCCAAGAAAGCCAAACCAACAACAACGCCGUCAAGGCGGGUCCCGCGGGGCGUUACGGCAACCCCCGCCAAGGGUCCAAGAUCAGGCAGCUUGACAGAUAGCCGGCGGCCCGCCUCAUAUUCCGAAGUGGAGCGAUGAGAGCGGCCCCAUGUUGACGGGACUACACAGACAUGCGGUCAUUCCGAGUCUUCUCACGCCAACGCCAACGACGACAGCAGCAGCAGACACAAAGAAGCCAUCAAAGAGAGCGAAACAAAGAGACAAGUGCUGGUUCACUUUGUUUUUACACUUGACGCCGACAACAAACAUCACUUGAACAUCUCAUGGCAGGAAACAACACGCCGGCUUUGCUCUCAGAGGCAAAUGGGGGCAUUUAUUUCAAGAUAAAAGGCCACGCCAAGGAAAGGAUUUUUUAGUUUUUGUCUGUCAGACAACAAAGGCUUUAUUUUAAGUUGGGAUCAAACCCUCACGUCACGCUACAUAACAUUGCUGGACAGAUAUUUUGGGCUGGUUGUUGUCCUCGACAUAAACCUCAAGGCUCAGUGAAAAUGUCAACAGGUGCGAACGUUACACACGCACACACACACACACACACACACAGCAUGGAAAUGCUCUAAUUAGACAACAGGGUGAGCUAAUUAUCUGAUGCUGACGACCCUUUUAAAGCGCUCAAAGAGGUAGCGAAAGACCACUCGUGAUACUUCCAAAAGCAGUAACUCCCAUCUUGUCGGCUUAAUGAGAUAAAUGAUGAUAAAUGAUAAUAAAUUAUAAUAAAUGAUGAUAACAAGGAGCAUUUCCAGCCUUUAUUCAAGUGUUUAUUAGCAACAAGAUGAAAGCUAGUCAGGAAGAAAAUAUGUUUUAAUGUCAAGAUGAUUUUUAGAUCCCACAUUUAAGAUGACAUGUCUGUGCACCCCCAUUUUAAAGCAGACGCAGAGGUAAAUAAGGACCACUCAGGAACUCUGCCUUGAGUUCAAUGGAGGCUUUUCCAGUCCAGCAACAAAAGGGGGUGGGGGGGUCCUAACUUUGACAGGGUCCUGUUUUGUUUUUUUUACUCGCUUUACUUCAUUAUUAUUAGUAUCAACUUUUCUCCUUAAUUACUCUUGUUUUGGCACGUUUUUCCAUUUCUGCUGUUUUGUUAAAGUCUCUAACUAUUUCAAUAUUUAAAUUUUUUUUAUAUUUAUUAUUAUUUUUACUACCACCACAUUUUCAUUUGAUUGUGGUAAUAUUGCAACUUUUUUGCAAACAAAAUGAGUUUUUGUUGGUUUUGUUUCUCACACUGUGACAACGUCACAAAAUAACGUUUUUGUCUUUCAUAUUUCAACUUGAAUUUUAAUUAAUUCUAUUUUUAUGUCAUUUAUUUAUUGUUUUCAUAAUUGUGUUUUUUUUCUUCAUAAUAUAACUCAAUUCUUGGAAAAUCACAAAUUUGACUUUACUCUCCUA